Trichoderma citrinoviride is the source of this 2445-nucleotide messenger RNA. RefSeq names its product vesicle fusion factor. Lineage: Eukaryota; Fungi; Ascomycota; Sordariomycetes; Hypocreales; Hypocreaceae. Gene Ontology annotation, molecular function: ATP binding; ATP hydrolysis activity. Gene Ontology annotation, cellular component: Golgi stack. The transcript has 3 exons. Gene Ontology annotation, biological process: Golgi to plasma membrane protein transport; intra-Golgi vesicle-mediated transport; SNARE complex disassembly. The record is from RefSeq and is a predicted model, not a curated record. The coding region runs from base 1 to 2445 and encodes 814 amino acids.
AUGGGGCUGCCUGGAGGCAAUCCGCGAAUGCCCCCUCCUGGCGACAGAUCAUACCAGCCCUAUGGAGGCGCACCGCAGCAGGGAGGAUACGGCGGCGCACCGCAAGGCGGGUAUGGUGGCCCUCAGGGUGCCGGACAGCGAUACCAUGAGAAGCCGUCCGGAGGCAGCGGGCGGGCGGUCCAGCUGCAGGUUGAGAAGGUUGCGGACAAGACCCUGCAGUCAAGACUGAUCUAUGGAAACACUUGUGCUGUUUCACCCGAAGACUUCCCUCCUCGACCCGACGGCACAGACUACUACAUCCUCCUCCGAGCCGGUCAGCCACCUGGGGAGUACGUCGUCACUGCGACGCCCGUUCCUGGAUUUCCCCGGGGCUGCAUCAGCUUGUCCGACCCCCAACGCACAUGGUGUGGUGUCGCUAUGAGAGACACCUUCACCGGAGAGGUCUAUGAUCCUUUUGCGUCUGGAGGCAAGGCAUACCUGGGCUCUUUGGAUCUCGAGAUUGGCUUCGCUUCACCAACGAAGAGAACCGAGGCGCCUUACGACGAAGACGAGCUGUCCAAACUCUUCAUCAACAACUUCCAGAACCAGAUCCUCGCUCCUGGGCAGAGGAUCCUCAUGGACGUGCGGAACAUACCGCUUUUGAUUGUCGUCAAGACCGUUGGGCUGGUCGAUCUGUCCAUAGCGGAUGAUGGAGGCAAACAAAUACAUAGGGAAUCUCACGCCAGGGGUAUUCUCACGAACCAGACCCGCAUUCUGUUUCACCGCGACGGCAAAGGAGAUUUCAACCUCAAGCCCUCGGCUACGAAGCCCAACUCCAACGCAAUCCUGGCGCCCGAUUUCAAGUUUGAAGACAUGGGUAUCGGUGGCCUGGGAGACGAGUUCUCGACAAUUUUCCGCCGUGCGUUUGCGUCCCGCGUGUUCCCCCCGGGCCUGGUGGCCAAGAUGGGUAUUCCGCACGUCAAGGGAAUGCUUCUUUACGGUCCUCCUGGAACGGGAAAGACAUUGAUUGCGAGACAGAUUGGUAAGAUGCUCAACGCCAGGCCGCCAAAGGUAAUCAACGGUCCGGAGGUGUUGAACAAGUAUGUCGGCCAGUCUGAAGAGAACAUCCGCAAACUCUUUGCGGAUGCUGAAAAAGAGUACAAGGAGAAGGGAGACGAGAGCAGCCUUCACAUUAUCAUCUUUGACGAACUGGAUGCGGUCUGUAAGCAGCGUGGAUCUGGCGCUGGCGGCGGCACUGGCGUCGGCGACAGCGUCGUCAACCAGCUUCUGUCCAAGCUGGAUGGUGUCGACCAACUCAACAAUAUCCUCCUCAUUGGAAUGACGAACCGAAAAGACAUGAUUGACGAUGCCCUUUUGCGACCCGGCCGUCUGGAAGUCCACCUCGAAAUCUCCCUCCCAGACGAGGACGGACGACUGGAGAUUCUCAAGAUUCACACAUCCAAGAUGAGCAGCAACGGUCUCUUGGACCCAAGCGUGGACCUUGCCGAACUGGCCGGGCUCACCAAGAACUUUUCAGGAGCUGAAAUCAACGGUCUUGUUAAGGCAGCGGCUUCCUUUGCCUUCUCGCGCCAUACAGAAGUAGGACAGCUGGCUGCAGUCAAGCAAGACGUGGCGAGCAUGAGAGUUAACCGGGAUGACUUCAUGAACGCGCUGACUGAAGUCCGUCCUGCCUACGGAGUGUCCGAGGCCGAACUGGAAGACGCCGUCCGAUUGGGCAUCAUCCCCUAUGGUCCUCACAUUGAUGCCACCGUGCAGGAGAUGAUGCGUGUCGUGGGCAUGAUCAGGGAGGACCCCAACAAGUUCAGCACAUCUGUGCUGUUCCACGGCCCCAAAUCUUCCGGAAAGACUGCCCUGGCGGCGCAUAUUGCCGUGCAGUCUGGAUUCCCAUUCGUCAAGCUGGUGACUCCGGCCGACCUUGUGGGCUACCGGGACGAAUUUGCCAAGAAGGACUACGUCCACAAGGCCUUUGCGGACGCCUACAAAUCACCGGCCAGUGUCCUGAUCCUCGACGACUUUGAGCGAUUGAUUGGCUGGAACCCGAUUGGCCCGCGAUUCUCCAACGUCAUGCUGGAGGCCCUCACUACGCUGAUUGUCUCAAAGCCUCCCAAGGGACAUCGUCUCCUUAUCUUUGUGACUACGUCAAAGGCGUCUACGCUCAAGCUGCUCGAGGUUGAGCAAGACUUUGCCAAAAAGGUAGCUGUGCCGGCCAUUUCAAAUCUGCGUGAGCUUGCCAUUGUGCUCCACGAGUCGAGGGUUCUCAAUUCAGAAGAUGUCAACCAAACGAUCAGAGCGAUUCAGGAACGUACAGGGACGGAGUCGGUGGCCGUAGGAGUCAAAUCCAUUCUGGACUGCAUCUUUGAAGCUAGAGCGGGCGGUCCCAACAGCAACGUGGUGGAAACGUUGACGGACCUCAUUGUUGAGAAGAUCAACGAGGUACAUCUAUAG